GUGUCAUUGAGUGAGCGCGAAGGGGGUCCUUGUUCAGCGCUUUCCCCACUCGUGCUGCGCUCCUGACGGUGAAUAGGGCACCCGUCAAUGCGUGCUUCCAAAAAACAAAGCCAAACUCUGAGCUUGCGGGUGCGAGCAGCAUGAGCAACUAGCCAAAAUCACACAGAAACCGCUGACGAGAGGUCACACGCCAGAAUCACACACCUCUCGACCCCCUUGGAGGCAGGGUGAGGGGGAGACCAGUGGGGUUGACAUUUCAACGAGAUGGUACGUCGGAGGUUUGUUGAGGAAAAAAACAAAAACAGGGCCAGCAGAAGCAGACGGACUCGAGCGAACGAGGAACCGGCACUGAACGUUAGCUUGAAAAAGCUCAAUUGGACGAUAACGCGCAAAAACUUUCGCUGAGCUGUCUGCAUGAAAUCGACCACUCGAGAUCAGGUUCCUUUUCGCUCUUUCUCUCUCUGUCUCUAUCUAUCUAUCUAUCUAUCUAUCUAUCUAUCUAUCUAUCUAUCUAUCUAUCUAUCUAUCUAUCUAUCUAUCUAUCUAUCUAUCUUUAUCUGUCUCUCGCUCUCUCCUUUUUUUCUUCUUUCCUGAGCGGAUUUGAGACCCAAAAUGGUUUGUUCGCGCACACUCGCCGACGCGUCCUCAGCCGAGCAAACGCACUCGGACGAUGCCGAAGCGACGCGGCGACACUUUACUGAUACAAACGCACCCAACGGCGCAGAGCACGCGACUCACACGGAUGGUCACGGCGACAAUGGGGUUCAAGCUGAUGACGAAGCAGCAGCAGCAGCGCGAGAGGACGCUAUUCGAGCCGCGGCCGCAAUGCUGCACGCGUCGCUGGUGCUGAACUCAAGAACCCCGUGCAUGCCUCACCAUCAUCAUCAUCAUGAUCAUCAUGAUCACCAUCACCAUCAUUAUCAGGACGGAGGAGCCGCAAGCAACUCGAGCUCAAGCGCAAUGCACUCCUCCUCCUCCCCUUCCUCCUCCUCCUCCUCCUCCUCGUCCAACAUUCUCCUGGCGCGGUCGCUGGAUGUGCGACUCGUCGAGCACGGCUCUGCAGCGAGCGAGGCAUUGCUGGCUCUGCUCCGAGCGCAAUUCGAGGCGUUUGGACCCGUCGACGAGUUUUCAGUCAUGCGCGGACUGCGUCGCAUUCGCAUUGCAUUGAGAACACCCGAAGCAGCGCGCGAGUGCUACGACAGGCUCAACGGCCGCCCUGCUCUGCCCGAGGUGCAUCUGCCAGCCUGUGCUCCACUCGUCUUGUACUUUGCAUCGCGGCAGUUCGUGCCACCACCAAGCAGCGCUACUCUAACCGUGCCGGUCAAUACCAAGGCGUUUUUGGUGUCGCCGCCAUCGUCGCCGCCAAUCGGGUGGCAUCCCGUGACAGAACCAGUGCCCGUAGCGAGUGAAGAUAUUGCAACUGCCUUGGCCCAGCUCGGGGUCGAGCGAGAAAUUCUUCCGGCAGAACGCGGACUGCCUGCAAUCAUGGUGGCCGAUUUUUCCGACCCCGAGUCGUUUUACCAGUCAGGGCCUCCAGUAUCAGUUGCUCACGCGCAAACGGCAAUGCCACCGCGCCUGUAACUUGUGACGCGACAUUCAUCUGACGCCCAAGAGGGUUGGUGAAUUGUGUUUGUAGAGCUGUGUAGAUUUAUCUCGUCGUUGUGUUUUUUUUUGAAGCUCUGUGUUGUGCUGUGGUUGUAAAAUUUGUGUGUCAUUUAUCGCACUUUAAUUCAAAAUCAAAUGAUUGGAAGCCAUGGAAA
Molecule: messenger RNA, 1760 nt
Organism: Capsaspora owczarzaki ATCC 30864
Lineage: Eukaryota; Filasterea; Ministeriida; Capsasporidae
Exons: 3
Coding region: 613-1581 (322 amino acids)
Biological process (GO): calcium-mediated signaling
Cellular component (GO): nucleus; cytoplasm
Molecular function (GO): calcium-dependent protein serine/threonine phosphatase regulator activity; nucleic acid binding
Source: RefSeq, a predicted model, not a curated record